Molecule: messenger RNA, 5117 nt
Organism: Triplophysa dalaica
Lineage: Eukaryota; Metazoa; Chordata; Actinopteri; Cypriniformes; Nemacheilidae
Product: zinc finger protein 11-like
Exons: 7
Coding region: 1464-4859 (1131 amino acids)
Biological process (GO): regulation of transcription by RNA polymerase II
Molecular function (GO): RNA polymerase II cis-regulatory region sequence-specific DNA binding; DNA-binding transcription factor activity
Source: RefSeq, a predicted model, not a curated record
UUGUAUUUCUUUUAAAUAAGAUAAAUUGUUUUAUACAGUCUAUGAUAAAAGGCUAUUUCAGGUUUUAAGAGAGAAAUAAAUUCAAUCGCUUUAGAUUAACUGGCGGCUGCCUGUUAAUAUCCCCAAUAACCCACAACGUUAUAAAUGUCGAGAUUUUUAGACCCUGUAUUAACGUUCUUGCUUGGUAAUAAGAAAGUUAGAGAAACAUUAUUAUAAUGUUUAAAUAGUUUGUUUCUUGAUCAUCCCCACAAUGUUUUUACAUGUUUACAGGUGACAUUUAAUUGUCUCUAUAGAGAAUGUGAAGCUGACGUCACGCCCUAUGUUGCCAUAUUGGGAGGUUAAUACUCCACUGCUGUUAUUGUUUUGAUAUGUAACUUUACUUGUUAUGUGUGAUAUAUGGAGAAAUCCUAAGUGAGAGAACCAUGGGCUUUUCCUGGACGACUCUGCGUAAUGUUAUUGCAGUUUUUAACACAGCAAGAUCGACCUACUGUAGUUAUAUUUCAAAACAAAACACUACAUUGUAACUAGGCUAAUUGUGUAAUAACAAAAUACAGAUAUCCUGAAUUGAAUACGCAUCUUGACAGUUUUAGCAUAAAAAUUGAUACAAAGUUCUGUAUUGUCAGAUCUUUGAGCAUCUCGGCAUGUUGGCUUGUUUUAAUUCUUUGUCACCUGAAUCCUUUGUCUACGAGAUUUCCUUCUGCACUAAAGAUUAAUUUCCACGACACUGACUAUUCAUUUAAUCUGCUCAUACUUUUAAAGAACAAACAUAAGUGUGGAAUCACAUGCGUGGCAUCGAGUCUUCUGGUGUUGUACCAUGAGAAAUAGUUAGUGAGUGAGCAAGUGUACAUCAGAUGUAGGCCUACACUCAAAAAUGUACACAAAAUGGCGGACACCCAAUAUAGUGCACAAUAAAGGGGAUAGGGAGUGGUUUCAGACACAGCUAUAGUCUUGUUAUAUUGAUACCUGCAGGUAGUGCUGGGCGAUAUAUAUCGCGGUUCAUGGUAAUUAUACAUGUUUAAAUAGAUUCUGAAACCGAUUUGAUAUUUAUGCACAGCUCUUCUGUGAACUACGGCUCUUUGAUCAGUAGGAGGUACUGCUCAAUCUCAAAUCACUCGAGUCGUUUAUAACGUGCAUUUGAAAAUGCAACACUCGUCAAACAUCAUAACUAUAAAUAUACUUAAUUAUCAUGAAAAUAUCUGAAAAGGUUUGAAAUACCGCGAUAAAAUAUGACCACUGGCAUUUCCUGCAAUUAAUUGUUCUUCUUCUGUUUCCCAUAUUUGGAAUUUCUGCGCAAGAGCGCCCUCUAGGUUUCGGAUGAGGCGGCAUUUAACCAUAAGUCAUUGAGAAACUGAGAGCAUAAGAAUCGCACAAUAUAUCGCCCAAGCAGGAUCUUUUCCUACGAAUUAUUCUACAAGGGGCUCUUGAUCCAAAAGUAGGACUAACACAAGGUGCAAAAGCAACUUAUGUGUGGACUUGCUGUAAAAAAAAUGGAGAUUGAUAAAGAGGAGAUUGAAGACAUAAGUGUUUCAGAUCCAUGCCAACUGAAAAAUGAAGAUACUAAGGAACAAACAGGUAUGAUGGAACUGAAAGAUGAAAGUGAUGAACUGAAUGGACUGGAGGAGACACAACAGUAUCAGAAACCUCAUCAUUUCAAACUGGAAGAAAUAUCUUCUGAUUGCUCGGAGAUGAAAAGUACUUCUUCAAAAACAAGGCAAAGCACGAAAACAAGAGAAUCUUUCACUUGCCCUCAUUGUGAAGAGGGCUUUGCUUCAAAAAGAGACUUUGAUCUGCACAUAAGAGUCCACACUGGAGGAAACAUUUUCACCUGCCCUCAGUGUGGAAAACAGUUUGCAUACAAAGACCGACUUGCAAAGCACAUAAGAACUCACAUUGAAGAGCGCCCGUUCUCAUGUCUUCAGUGUGGAAAGAGUUUUAAACGUAAGGGUGCGCUUAAAACCCACAUGAUAAUUCACACCGGAGAGCGGCCAUACCCGUGUCCUCAGUGUGGACAGAGUUUUAAACAAAGUGGUGCGCUUAAUGAACACAUGAGAAUUCACACUGGAGAGCGGCCGUAUAAAUGUCCUCAGUGUGGACAGAGUUUUAAACAAAGUGGAGCACUUAAUACCCACAUGACAAUUCACACUGGAGAGCGUCCACAUAAAUGUCCUGAGUGUGGAAAGAGUUUUAAACAGAGGGGUCCUCUUACCAUCCACAUGAACAUUCACACUGGAAAGCGGCCAUACAAGUGUGUUCAGUGUGGCCAGAGUUUUAGACAGAGUGGUGCACUAAAUAAACACAUGACAACUCACUCUGGAGAGCGCCCAUACACGUGUCUUCAGUGUGGAAAGAGUUUUAGAAAAAGUGAUGCGCUUAUAACCCACAUGACAAUUCACACAGGAGAGCUCCCAUAUAAAUGCCCUGAGUGUGGAAAGAGUUUUAGACAUAGUAGAAUGUUUAAAAGCCACAUGAACAUUCACACAGGAGAGCGCCCAUACACGUGUGUUCAGUGUGGAAAGAGUUUUAAACAGUCUGGUGCGCUCAAUACUCACAUGAUAAUUCAUUCUGGAGAGCGCCCAUACCCGUGUGUUCAGUGUGGAAAGAGUUUCAGACAGAAUAGUGCACUUACUGUCCACAAGAGAAUUCACUAUAGAGAGAGCCCAAACACAUGUUCAGUGUUCCUGGAGAGAAGUCACACUACAGCAGACAUGUGGAAGAACUCUGGGCCGGUCCGUGGCAUAGGCGACAUAGGUGGUUGCCUAGGGCGCAAAAUGACCGAAGGGGCGCCAGAAAAGAAGAAGAAGAAGAAGAACGCUGUGUUAGAGACGGCGAGUUGCCUAAGAAAAAACAAGAAGAAGAAGAACAUUUAUCUCUUAUCUUUUCCUACAAAUUAUUCUACAAGGGGCUGUAAAAAAAUGGAGAUUGUUAAAGAGGAGAUUGAAGACAUAAGUGUUUCAGAUCCAUGCCAACUGAAAAAUGAAGAUACUAAGGAACAGACAGGUAUGAUGGAACUGAAAGAUGAAAGUGAUGAACUGAAUGGACUGGAGGAGACACAUCAGUAUCAGAAACCUCAUCAUUUCAAACUGGAAGAAAUAUCUUCUGAUUGCUCGAAGAUGCAAAAUACUUCUUCAAAAACAAGGCAAAGCAUGAAAACAAGAGAAUCUUUCACUUGCCCUCAUUGUGAAGAGGGCUUUGCUUCAAAAAGAGACUUUGAGCUGCACAUAAGAGUCCACACUGGAGAAGAGAUGUUCACCUGCCCUCAGUGUGGAAAACAGUUUGCAUACAAAGACAGACUUGCAAAGCACAUAAGAACUCACAUUGAAGAGCGCCCGUUCUCAUGUCUUCAGUGUGGAAAGAGUUUUAAACGAAAGGGUACACUUAAUACCCACAUGAUAAUUCACACCGGAGAAAGGCCAUACCCGUGUCCUCAGUGUGGAAAGAGUUUUAAACAAAGUGGUGCGCUUAAUGGACACAUGACCCUUCACACUGGAGAGCGGCCGUAUAAAUGUUCCCAGUGUGGCCAGAGUUUUAGACAAACAGGUGCGCUUAACACCCACAUGACAAUUCACACUGGAGAGCGCCCACAUAAAUGUCCUGAGUGUGGAAAGAGUUUUAGACAGAGUAAAAUUCUUAAAAGACACAUGACAAUUCACUCAGGAGAGCGCCCAUACAAGUGUGUUCAGUGUGGAAAGAGUUUUAGACAGUGUGAUGCUCUAAAUGACCACAUGACAAUUCACUCUAGAGAGCGUCCACAUAAAUGUCCUGAGUGUGGAAAGAGUUUCGGACUGAGUAGAAUGCUUAAAAGACACAUGAUCAUUCACACUGGAGAGCGCCCAUACACAUGUGUUCUGUGUGGACAGAGUUUUAGACAUUGUGAUGCGCUAAAUAACCACAUGACAAUUCACUCUGGAGACCGGCCACAUAAAUGUACUGAGUGUGGAAAGAGUUUCGGACUGAUUACAAUGCUUAAAAGACACAUGAUCAUUCACACUGGAGGUCGCCCAUACACGUGUGUUCAGUGUGGCCAGAGUUUUAAACAAAGUGGUGCGCUUAAUGAACACAUGACAAUUCACACUGGAGAGCGGCCGUAUAAAUGUCCUGAGUGUGGCCAGAGUUUUAGACAGACGGGUGCGCUUAACACCCACAUGAAAAUUCACACUGGAGAGCGCCCACAUAAAUGUCCUGAGUGUGGAAAGAGUUUCGGACUGAGUAGAAUGCUUAAAAGACACAUGAUCAUUCACUCAGGAGAGCGCCCAUACACGUGUGUUCAGUGUGGAAAGAGUUUUAGACAGAAUAUUGCGCUUAAUACCCACAUGACAAUUCACUCUGGAGAGCGCCCAUAUAAAUGCCCUGAGUGUGGAAAGAGUUUUGGACUGAGUAGAAUGCUUAAAAGACACAUGAUCAUUCACACUGGAGAGCGCCCAUACACGUGUGUUCAGUGUGGCCAGAGUUUUAGACAGUGUGAUGCGCUAAAUAACCACAUGACAAUUCACACUGGAGAGCGUCCACAUAUAUGUCCUGAGUGUGAAAAGAGUUUUAAACAGAGUAGAAUGCUUAAAAGACACAUGAAAAUUCACACUGGAGAGCGCCCAUACAAGUGUGUUCAGUGUGGAAAGAGUUUUAAACAGAGUGGUGGGCUAAGUACUCACAUGAGAAUUCACACAGGAGAGCGUCCAUACACGUGUGUUCAGUGUGGAAAGAGUUUUAAUCAGUGUGGUGCGCUAAGUACUCACAUGAGAAUUCACACUGGAGAGCGUCCAUACCCGUGUCUUCAGUGUGAAAAGAGUUACAAACAGAAUAGUGCACUUACUGUCCACAAGAGAAUUCACCAUAGAGAGAGCCCAAACACAGCUUCAAUGUAAGAAGAUCGCCCAUUUAGCCUCAGACGUCACACCCACGUACCGUUCAUUCAAAGCCAUCAUGGUUCCCAAACCUUCAACAUGUGCUCACAUUCUGGAGAAAGUCUGUUUAUCUGUUAUGAGUGGUCAAACAUGUAUUUUUAAAUAAACACAGAGAAAACCAUGUAAAUGUAAAGUUUGUUUUGUGUAAUAUGUUUUUAUUGAAUGACUAUGGUAAGAACUGCUAUGAAAUACAUAAAGAAGAGAAAUAAGUGCACUCUU